Messenger RNA from Chenopodium quinoa (quinoa), 1442 nucleotides. Its product is annotated as GDSL esterase/lipase APG-like. The coding region runs from base 112 to 1176 and encodes 354 amino acids. The transcript is spliced from 5 exons. Gene Ontology annotation, molecular function: hydrolase activity, acting on ester bonds. Lineage: Eukaryota; Viridiplantae; Streptophyta; Magnoliopsida; Caryophyllales; Amaranthaceae. Gene Ontology annotation, cellular component: apoplast. The record is from RefSeq and is a predicted model, not a curated record.
CCCUUAUAAUAAAUGUAAACUACACUAAAUAGCCUUGAACCCUUUCUAAGAAGCCAAAAAUAAAAAAUACUGGUAUAUCACUUUAUAGUUUAAAGUGAUAAAAAAAAUAUAAUGGGCAUAAAAUUUGAAGGUGUAGUUUUUAGUCUAAUAUUUUUAGGAUCUGCAUUAUUUGUAAAUGCUCAAGAUACAAGUUUAGUUCCUGCAAUUAUCACAUUUGGUGAUUCAACAGUUGAUGUAGGAAACAAUGAUUAUGUUGCUACCAUUUUCAAGGCUGAUUAUCCUCCUUAUGGUAGGGAUUUUGCUAAUCAUAAACCUACUGGAAGGUUUUGUAAUGGAAAAUUAGCCACUGAUAUUACUGCUGAAACUCUGGGCUUCACAACAUAUGCACCAGCAUACUUAAGCCCACAAGCAUCAGGAAAGAACCUUCUUAUUGGAGCUAAUUUUGCAUCUGCUGGAUCAGGCUAUGAUGAGAAAACUGCUGCUCUUAGUCACGCAAUUCCAUUGUCGCAACAAUUAGAGUACUACAAGGAGUACCAAGGGAAGUUAGCAAAGGUGGCAGGUGACAGUAAAGCUAAGUCAAUCUUAAAGGAUGCUCUUUACAUAGCUGGAUUUGGAAGCAGUGACUUUGUUCAGAAUUACUAUGUCAAUCCCUUCAUCAACAAAUUAUAUACCCCUGACCAGUACUCUUCUUACCUUGUUGGAAUUUUCUCCAACUUUGUUCAGGAGCUUUAUGGAUUAGGAGCAAGAAAGAUUGGAGCAACUUCACUUCCCCCAUUAGGUUGCAUACCAGCUACCAUCACACUCUUUGGAUUUCACCAGAAUGGUUGUGUUUCACGGCUUAACUCCGACGCCCAGAGAUUCAAUAAUAAGCUCAAUGCAGCUGCUUCUAAGCUGAAGAAACAGCUCCCUGGCCUUAAACUUGUUAUUUUCGACAUUUACAAGCCCCUCUUCGAUUUAGUACAAUCUCCCUCAAAAUCUGGAUUUGCUGAGGCCAGGAAGGGAUGCUGUGGUACAGGAACUAUAGAGACGACAUCACUUCUAUGUAAUCCUAAGUCUAUCGGAACAUGCAGUAACGCCACCCAAUACGUGUUCUGGGACAGUGUGCAUCCUUCUGAGGCUGCUAAUCAGGUUCUGGCCGAUGCCCUCAUAGUUCAAGGCAUUGACCUCAUCAGUUGAAUGGUGUUCGAGCACGCAACUAUUUUUCUACAAAGAUUGUAUACUACAUAGUACAACUGUCUUCUUGAGCUAGCUUUAAAAUUUACCUCAUUGCUUUUUUCAUAUCAGUGUGUUUGCUCUCAAAAUCUAAGACUUCUCUUGUUACAAGAAAAUCAGUGUGUAAUCAAGUAUAUGAUACUACAUAUCAAAGCCAUCUGUUGUAACUAUUGAGUUUAUGAAACUUAUAUGUUACCAUUUCAAUAUAAAUCUUCGAAUUAUUCAUGAAA